Diuraphis noxia (Russian wheat aphid) is the source of this 783-nucleotide messenger RNA. RefSeq lists its product as uncharacterized. Gene Ontology annotation, biological process: DNA integration. Gene Ontology annotation, molecular function: nucleic acid binding. Lineage: Eukaryota; Metazoa; Arthropoda; Insecta; Hemiptera; Aphididae. The record is from RefSeq and is a predicted model, not a curated record.
AUGGAUAUCCGCCAAUGGCACGAAGGUCCACAAGCUAUGUUAUCGUCGGUACUCAUGUGCUACUGGCCAAUUAACGGCCGAAAUUUAGCACGAAAUAUAGUAAACAAAUGCGUUGUUCGUUUCAAACAGAAACCUAUUAUAAUGCAACCGAUAAUGGGUGAUCUACCUAAACAUCGAGUAUCUCCAGGCCGCGCGUUUCUAAGAUGUGGAGUAGACUUCGCCGGGCCGUUUAUGGUUAAAACUAGUAUUCGAAGAAAUGCCCCGAAAGUGAAGUCUUAUGUAAGUGUUUUUAUUUGUUUAGCUACGCGAGCUAUACAUCUCGAGCUCGUCAGUGACCUGAGCACCUACGCCUUUAUCCGCGCAUUAAAUAGAUUUUUUGACCGGCGUGGAAAAAGCAUUGUAAUCUACUCAGAUAAUGCAACGAAUUUUGUCGGAGCAAACCGGAAAUUAAAGGAAUGGUACCAAUUAUUUCAUAGUGACGAAAAUAAAAAAAGGACUAUGGAUACGUUAUCAGAUUUAGGCAUUGAUUGGAAAUCCAUACCCUCCCGUUCACCUCACUUCGGGGGUCUAUGGGAAGCAGGUGUAAAAUCUAUGAAAUCCUUAUUAUCUAAAAUCUUGGGUGAUUCGUACUUCACUUACGAAGAGUUGCUAACUAUUAUAACCMGAGYAGAGGCGUGUCUAAAUAGUCGUCUAACCCUUAUGUCCUCCGAUCCUAGCGAUAUGUCACAUUUAACUCCCGGGCAUUUUCUCAUCGGUGACUCUCUCCGCCAUACCAGAAGUUGA